GACAGGCUUGUCUCUGACAUUUGCUUGACGUUGUCUGUGUCUGUAUCGAUUCUGGAAUCUCUGGAUCAGGGGCUUGCAAAGUGGAAAGUGGAAACGAAACCCUUGUUUACUCCUCUCUCUUCUCUUCUACUCUACCAACUACCAUAGAAGCACUUCUCAAAAUCAAAAUCACCCAUUUAUAUAUGCUAUGCCACCUAAGAUUCGCUUUGAGAUUUUGUGUGAACCUUCAGGUGUUAUUGACAAGGCCGUGAGUCAAUCAUGUCAGAAGGUGUAGAAAUUGAUGAGCAUGUGGACUUUGAUGAGGAAAAUUACAUGGAAGAAUUGGAUGAUGACGGUGAAGAAUGUAUCGAUGAUGAUGGAGAGGAUGAAAGUAGCGAUGAAAAUGUUGAAGGACACAGAUAUGAGGACUCGGUAGUAGUGGCUGAUGGAAGAGAUCAAUUGUCUGAAGCAGAUAGAAGUGACAUUGCCACUGAGUCUGUAGAAGAUGGACAAAAACCAUUUUUCAUGGAUGAAGAAGAGAAGCAGAAACAUAAUGAGCUUCUUGCCCUUCCUCCUCACGGUUCAGAAAUCUUUAUUGGUGGACUUCCUCGGGAUGCAUGUGAAGAUGAUUUGAGGGAAUUGUGUGAGCCAAUAGGUGAUAUUUUUGAGGUGCGGUUGAUGAAAGAUAGGGACACUGGAGAAGGUAAGGGUUAUGCUUUUGUGGCUUUCAAAACAAAGAAGAUGGCACAAAAGGCCAUUGAAGAGUUUCACAAUAAGGAAUUCAAGAAUAAAAUUUUAAGGUGUUCCCUAUCUGAGUCAAAACAAAGGUUGUUCAUUGGUAAUGUUCCAAAAAAUUGGACCGAUGAUGAGUUUCGGAAAGUCAUUGAGGGUGUUGGUCCUGGAGUUGAAAUCAUUGAGCUCAUAAAGGACCCCCAAAAUCCAAGUAGGAAUCGUGGCUUUGCAUUUGUAUUGUAUUACAAUAAUGCAUGUGCUGAUUAUUCACGGCAAAAAAUGUUAAAUGUGAGUUUUAAGCUGGAUGGUAAUACCCCAACUGUUACAUGGGCAGAACCAAAGAAUUCAUCUGAUCAUUCUGCUUCUUCACAGGUUAAAGCUCUUUAUGUGAAAAACAUACCUGAGAAUACUAGUACUGAACAACUGAAGGAACUAUUUUGUCAUCACGGAGAAGUGACAAAAGUGGUCAUGCCACCUAGCAAAUCAGGAGGGAAGCGUGAUUUUGGUUUCAUUCAUUAUACCGAGAGGUCAAGUGCAUUAAAGGCUAUAAAAGACACAGAGAAAUAUGAAAUUGAUGGCCAAGCGCUUGAGGUUGUUCUUGCCAAGCCUCAAACUGAGAAAAGAUCUGAUGGAGGUUAUGCCUUCAAUCCCGGACUUCAUCCAAACCAUAUUCCACAUCCUGGUUAUGGUGGUGGCAUUCGCGGAAAUCUUUACAACUCUUUAGGGGCUGGAUAUGGUGUUGCUACUGGUUUUCAACAGCCAGUGAUAUAUGGUAGGGGUCCAAUGCCAUCAGGAAUGCAGAUGGUUCCAAUGGUAUUACGUGAUGGUCAAAUUGGCUAUGUCCUUCAACAGCCUGGUGUACCGAUGUCAGCUUCUCAACCGCACAGAAAUGAUCGGAGCAACGGUCCAAGUGGUCGGCCAGGAGGAGGAGGAGGAGGUAGUGGCAAUCGCAAUAGAAGGUACCGACCCUAUUAGUUGCACAAAUUAGCUACAUGUGACUUUUCCAAUAUCAACUUACUGUUUUAUUCAUGAGAAGGAAGAGUUUGAGGACCAUAGACAUGUAAUUUGUUUGCUAGAUACAUUGAAACAUAAUCUAAUCCUCUCCUUCCCUGUCCAAGACUAGUGAGAAAUAGAAGAUAAAUUAAUAAUAGAAGAUAAAGAUAGUUUCAGCAGGAUCCUGAAUUCUCCAUCAAUUCAGUUUGUAAUGCUUCUUGACUUUUUUUUUUUUUAGUUUACAACAGUGGUAAUGUUGAUUUGAUUUCACUGUUUUGUUAUGCAUUUUGAGAGCUUUUGAUGUAGCAGUGCUACUAUACUAGUGCCACCUAAUUGCACUUGAAAAAUUAUUGCUAUACUUUUGCCAAUGGGGCAACUUGUGACUAUCAUUAUAAAAGACAAAUGUUUGUCUAUGUCGACACUCAACUAAGUAAUGAAUUUAAAUAAUUAGUAUGAUUAGUAAUAAAUAAUAAAAAUAAAACAUUGAAUAAAAUAUAAAGCGUUGAUUAAUAAAUUAGUCAUGUAAAUGCUAUAGUGCUAUGAUUAUUUAUAAGAUAAUGUUUUAUGUUAUUUAUACUAUAGCAAUAUGAUUAUGUCAAAAAAAUUUCCUUAUUUCUAUGUUUCUGAAAUAAAAAAUCAGUUUAAUUUGCUCCUCCUUAUUUUCAUGUAUUAGCCAUCUUCAUAACAUCACCAUCUUCAUCUUGAAUCAAUAAUCAAUUUCACUUUUUUUUUUUUCGUAUUCACCAAACCAUGCAACAGUAAGUCAUCUUGCAAUAUAUAUAUAUAAAGAAUAAAUGUCCCAAGAUUUAACCUAAAUUAAUGGUUAAGAUAAUUUUAUCAGUAGUCAUCUAAUUCAAAAUUAAUAGAACGUAUUACAGCAAUACUCUUAGUUUUACAAUUAUUUAUGGGUAUGAAUAAUAAUCCUUUUUUUUUCACAAAACUAAUGAAGUACUAAUCUUUUUAAGACUUUACCCAUAUAAUAAUUUGUGUGAUAGAAGAUUAUACAAAAAUGACAUUUUGAUUAUUUCAAUUAAAAAUGAUUAAGCUAAAUUUAAUUUAUAUUUUUUAAAAUAUUGAAGACAAAAGGGAAUCUGCGUGAAAAUACUUUUUUAUUUAUCAAUUUCUGUUUUAAGUAGUUAAGACAAAUAUAAGAGGACAUGUAUUUUUUUCUUAGCUUAGAUAUAUUCAUAAUCCUUAUAAACAUGAAUUUAGCUUUUU
Molecule: messenger RNA, 2922 nt
Organism: Abrus precatorius (Indian licorice)
Lineage: Eukaryota; Viridiplantae; Streptophyta; Magnoliopsida; Fabales; Fabaceae
Product: heterogeneous nuclear ribonucleoprotein Q-like
Exons: 9
Coding region: 259-1686 (475 amino acids)
Cellular component (GO): nucleus
Molecular function (GO): mRNA binding
Source: RefSeq, a predicted model, not a curated record